Molecule: messenger RNA, 3040 nt
Organism: Biomphalaria glabrata
Lineage: Eukaryota; Metazoa; Mollusca; Gastropoda; Planorbidae
Exons: 3
Coding region: 387-2177 (596 amino acids)
Source: RefSeq, a predicted model, not a curated record
AUUGUGAUAGCGUGUUGGCAGUCUUCUGUUUGUCUUCUUGAUCAUAGUAAUAUAAUGAAGUUGUAUUUUAAACAUCUGUGUUUGUAAUUAAAUGUUAAGUGAUAAUAUAACAUUCACAAUACUCUCUUAUUUAUAAUAUGGCGCAAUAACUUUUCAACUGUUAGCCGUUUAUGAUUGCCAUUACUAGAUCUUGAUCUAGUUUUACUAGUCGAAAUUUCAAUUUGCUAAACCAAACCCAGCUUGGCCGAACUGGAUUGAAAAUUAAAUCAACCAUCUUGAAUGUGUCUUCUUCAUGCGUGCUAUCAACCAAGAUUUACUGAUUCUGAUUGUGUCUUCUUCAUGCAUGCUAUCAACCAAGAUUUACUGAUUCUGAUUGUGUCUUCUUCAUGCAUGCUAUCAACCAAGAUUUACUGAUUCUGAUACUCUGGACACUCUUUGGGUUGUCAACAACAUACACACAAGCAGUGCGUCCAUUAACAUGUGAACAGAUUAAUUGUCAAAAUAAAAAUGCAUGUCAAGUGAAGCUCAUCAAUGGUACCCAAGUGUCCAAUGCCACAUGUAAGUGUCAAGGUCAGUGGACAGGUUACGAAUGUGAAUUGAAACUGCACCUGUCCCUAUUGCAAUUAACGCAGGACUUAGUGACAUUCCAUGUUGAAGCAAAACAUUGGCUUUCUGCCGAGAAACCAAAAUGGGAUGAAAACAGUCAUGUCCAGUUCCUCAGCAUCACGGACUUAGCAAUAUCAAUACAAAGUGGAAACACUUCGGAUCAAUGUUUAGUCUUACAUCAGCGUCACCUAGACAACACCAUCCAACUGUACGGUUUAAAGAAGAAUGAACAUUAUUUUGUGUGUAUAUCAAGUAGUCCAUUAGAUUCCUGCACUGUGCUGGGUCAAGGGCAUGAACUAAGUAACUGUGUCUAUUUUGAAUACAUACCAAACGAUGCGAACGAGUCCAAUGUUGCUUCUAUAAUUGUAUGUACGGUGAUGGCUGCUUUUAUUUUUGCAAGUAUUGUUUAUAUUGUCACAAAUAAAUGUAAUAUGCUUUGUUACUAUUUAUUUCAUCCAAUGUGUCACAACUGCAGGAAGAAUAAGAAACUUUCGGUGAAUAAAUUGAUUGACAGUCCAGGAGAAGAAAUAUUAAUGCCGCCUGACUUUUCCCUAGAACUGCUUUCCCAUCAGUGGUUCGUAGAUCAAGAAGAUAACUCAGAUUUUAUUAGAUCAGAAACAAUGCAAAGUACUCAAACACUGGACUCAACAAUUUCGUUUAGUCACUCAACUUGUCAGGAUCAAAUCAGUGGUGUUUCUUCCAUUAGUUUUGACAAAACCUAUUCUAAAGAAACUAGUUCAGCAGAAAAUCUGAAAAAAAGACAUCACUAUGGAGAACAAGAAAUGCAACAUUUAAAACAUUUAAUAAAAAAUCAAUUUUCCUCAGAUAAUUGGCUGACAGUUCCUCUAAACAAUUCACAUCAAUUCACCUCUUGGCAGGACUGUUUACUUGCUCACAGUCAAGAAUCUGAAUUGUCUCCCGCCUAUUUGUCCCAAACUUUACCUCGAACUACAAAACUAUUAAAAAGACCUUCAACAUUAACAUUGCCUUUAAAUACAUUUCUUCAAGAAGAUGGUUAUGGUUCAAACAUUAUAUCACCUCAUGGUCCUAUCACAAAAAUGAUGUCACCUUUUAAACUUGACAAUCGUCUAGAUUAUUUUGAUCACAAUUCUAAGAUGGUUCGACGUUUCAAAAGAAAUCAACGUAGCAGUGACGAUGAUGAAUUUGAAAAUCUCCAGUCUCCGUUAGCACUGGAUCGCAUCAAGGCAUCCAAGCAGAAAUCACUAUCCAGUAGGAGUUGUUCAGCAAGCUGUAGAUCAUGGCCUAAGUUAAGUUCCUUUUCAAUAUUCGUUGAUCAUCCUUCAGACUAUUGGAUCCCACCAUUCUCACAUUUGAACUUGAAUCACGAGGAAGAUGUCACAUCAUUAACAUCUGCAGAUUUGUGCUCAGAUUUGAAUUCUGGAAGUCUGAGCUCUAAAGAUUCUAUAUUGUCUUAUGAAGGGGACAGUAGUAACCUUGUUACACCAUUUCAAGUUGAAUCUGAUUCUGAUGAUACUUAUACAGAUAUAGAAUCUAUGAACUGUUCGGUAGAAACGCUUAAUGCAUCAUCCUUUAUUAAUUCAAUUGUUUAGACCGUGUGUGGUAUUUAUACAUUUCAGAAGCGAAUUCGAUUUACUUUAGAGUAAACAUGUGUUUUUAAGAUGUACAAUAUGUAUUGAAAGUUUAGUGUUUGUUAUUUGUAAUCAGACUACAUUAAUUAACCUUACAUUUGUUAAUGUUUGUGCCCAUUUAAAUUCUUUAAGUAUUUUUUAGAUCUUGAUUUCAAAUAUUAUAAGUGAAAAUAAAGACAAAUUUAUAUCUGACCGUUAUGUAGGCUACGUAACUCUUUUUCAAGCUGUUAGGGAAUUCGCCAUGAAUCUUAGAAAGUCGCUCUUCUGUCAUAGAAAAGUUUAGAAAUCCCAUAUUGCUGAUUUUAAAUAGAAUGGGCUAUUAAUCACAUAACUAUAUAUUUACGCAACUCUUUGAUUGAAAGCUAUUUCCUGUUAGUUACCAUAGAGACAGUGGCGUCACUAGGUGUUGGGUGGGGUGGGGUCCUCACCUUUAGGGGAGUGACACCAAUGUGAAAAAAAAAUAAAAAUUGAAAUAACUAACAUUUAGAAAAAGCAAAUUGUUAGUGACUAAAUAUUGGAACGUGUUAUUCACAAUUAAUAUGUAUAUAAUAUAUGUACAUUUCAUUUUAAAUUUUGGCUAAACACAUUUUAAUUUUUUUAAUGAAAUUCGAACAAAAUUUCCAUAACAAUACAUCAUACUUUAUAUCACAGACAAAACUUGAAAGCUUACUAUCAGUUGUAAACAAGCUGAAUGAACAUUGUUUUAUUUUACCGCUCAACCAAAUCUGUAUAACAUUUACUUCAUUUAUGUGGUCAACAUGCUUGACUAAUAUUUUGUACAAAUUUGAAGGUUAAAAUUUUAUUAAAUGAUUAAAUCAGUGGAC